Physella acuta is the source of this 3080-nucleotide messenger RNA. RefSeq names its product histone-lysine N-methyltransferase SUV39H2. Gene Ontology annotation, molecular function: protein binding; histone H3K9 methyltransferase activity; zinc ion binding. The record is from RefSeq and is a predicted model, not a curated record. Gene Ontology annotation, cellular component: nucleus. Lineage: Eukaryota; Metazoa; Mollusca; Gastropoda; Physidae.
UGUGGUGCCAUGUUUGUUAGGCAUGGCAGAAAUACAACAAGAGUGCGAAAAGUUCCACUUAAAGCUUUCAAAUGAUACUAGGAAGUUUCUGAUUUUUGAAAUGCUCAAAAGUAUAGGUCCCUGCCAAUCACAGAGAUUAAUAAGCAAAUUUGUUUCUAAAGGUAUCAUCACAUGGGAAGAAGAAUUUGAAGUUGAAGCUGUUUUGGACCAUUGGAAGGAUGAAGACAAAGUCUAUUAUCUCAUUAAAUGGCAUGGCUGGGGGAACGAAUUCAAUAGUUGGGAGCCUGAGGAAAAUUUGUGCUGUGAGGACAUUUUAAAAGAAUACCAUAAAAAUGUUGCAGGAAAACAGUUAAGAAAAAGAAAAUUUGCUUUCUCAGGCCAAGAAGAUUUCAGAACACUUAAAAAAAAGAAGAUAGAUGAACUCUUUCAAAAACUUUUAGAGUCAAAAUUAAUUGAUACAAUGUCACCAAUGGACAUGGUCACAUUUUAUAGUCCUGUAAAGAAAAAGGCACAACAGAAAGGUUUAUUGACUAUUUCAAAUACAAAAUUAAUGCGACCUAAGUCAAAGAACAAAAAAUUAUUUCGCAGUGAAGUACUAAAAGCUCUGAAGGAAUGGGAGAAUCAACUUAACGCCAUCAUUAAAGGCUAUGAUCCAGCACCUUUGUUUGUGGAAAACAAUGUUGACUUAGAGGGACCACCAGACAAUUUUAUUUAUAUUAAUGAACGUAAAGAAGGCCCAGGUGUAAUUAUUGCCAAAGAUCCACUGAUAGGUUGCGAGUGUGAGGAUUGCUAUGAAUGUCGAAAAACCUGCUGUCCUGUUGCUGGUGGUGCUGAGCUAGCAUAUUAUAAAUCAAACUCAAGACUACGAGUACCAAGAGGUGUUCCAAUUUUUGAGUGCAAUGUGCGUUGUAAAUGUGGCUCAGAUUGCCUUAACAGAGUUGCACAAAAAGGCAGAAAAUACAAGUUGUGUAUUUUUCGCACAGCAAAUGGAAGAGGAUGGGGAGUUAAGUCUCUUCAGCUAAUAAAGAAGGGAGCUUUUGUUAUUGAGUAUGUUGGUGAGGUAAUCACCAAUGAAGAAGCUGAAAGACGUGGAAAAGACUAUGACGCUGUUGGUAGAACCUAUUUAUUUGAUUUAGAUUUUAAUGACCCUGAUGCUCCAUUUUCUGUAGAUGCAGGCACAUAUGGUAAUGCCGCCCAUUUUAUCAAUCAUUCUUGUGACCCUAAUUUGGAGGUUCAUGUUGUGUGGAUAAACACCUUGGAUCCAAGAUUGCCACACAUAUGCUUAUAUGCCAAGAGAGACAUUAAGAAAAAUGAAGAGCUAACUUUUGAUUAUAUGAGUGGUAACCUAAUGCAGGAAGAGAAAUUAAAUGAAAGUCCCAAAGAUGUGACAUCCACUGAACCAUUAUCAGAUGAAAUAGAAAAUCUGCUGUCACCCAACAAUAUUCCUACACCUCCAUCUUCAGAUACUGAGUCAGUUGGUGCAGAAAGUAAUGGCAAUGAUGAAAAUGCUGUCAAACCAUCAAAGUUUAGCAUGGCCUGUUUAUGUGGUACUACAUCUUGUAGAAAAUUCUUAUUUUUUUAAGCCAUAAAUAGUGAUCAUUAAUUGACAAAAAAAUUUGCCACAAUUUCCACCUUCAUGAACUAUAAAUAAAAUGUUUAAUCAUAUGAAAUUCUUUUUAUUUUGGUUUACAGAGGUCCUAAAUGAUAGUUUAAAAAAAUUUAUUUCCUUUUUUUUUUAAAGCUUAGAUGUUAACACACAAAAAUUCCUUUGUAAACUUUUUUUUUUUUUUAGAAUUUUUUUGUUGCAAAAGCUUAAUCAAUACCAAUGAAAAAUAAUAUUGUAUCUAUGAAAUAUGUUAUUUAGCUAUGUCCAGUUGAGAUUUGCCAUACCAUGUGAAUAAGAUUUAUGUGGUUAAAUUGAUUUACCUUUUGCUCAUAUAUCUAUACUUUAAUGUAAUCAUUUUAUAAAUAUCGCUGCAUAUUUUUAUUUUAUUUUUCAACUAAAAAUUAAGAUAACAGUAUUUAAUUUAGCCUAUUGAAUAACUAUAUUGCAAUCAAUUUUUUUAUGGUAAACUUUAUCCUCCAAUAUUUGUUCCAACAAGGAAAGAGUGAAACAUGUUGAAGUGGAUAUUUCCAUUAACAGAAAUAUUUUUUAAAGCUGGAACUGCUUAAUUAUUAAAUUUGUAACAUUGUUGUUUUUUUUUACUGAAAUGCAUGGCUUUAAAGUUUAAAAGCUACCGUUAAAUUUGCCUCCUUUGUUAAAAAAAAUCUACCCUAUUCUUUUAUAGAUUUAUAAUUUUUUGAAAUAAUUUAUUUGUAUGCUUAUAAAGUAAUUAUGAAGUAUCUUAUGCUUAGAACCUUUUUGUUUUCAUUUUAGUUUUGUUUGUUACUAAAUAAUUUUGGUAGAUAAGAUUACUAUAAAAUUAAAGCUUAAUUACUGUACAUAAAGAACACAUCGAGUAACUCUUACUGAAAGGGCAAGAUACUUCUCAGCAGCUUAAAUUUAUUUAGGACAUUUUUUUUAUUCAUCUAUGAUUAUUUUUAAAAGAUUUUAUUUUUUGUUUUGAUUGGUAUUUUGAUGUACAUGUAAGUUGAAAACUUCCUUUUGUUCAGUUCUGAAAAAGAAAAAAGCUUUAAAGGCUUAGAAGUGGAAUUAAAAUACAUUAAGAAAUGUGUUACUUAAUCUACUAUGAUGUAAAAUCUAUAAAAAGAUUUGACUAAAUUUGAUAAUGGAUAUUUCAUUUAUAAACCCUUUUUGUAUUUCUAAAUGAAUGUAACUAUUUGCUGGCAACAUUAGCCAAUUUGUUAAUUGGAUAACCAUUUAUUUUUAUACAUUGGUAUGACCAAUGAACAUACCGGAAUUUUUUUAAUUCACAAUUUGAAAAAGAAAGUUCUAAUCUUUGCAUUUGUAAAACAAGCAGUUGUUUAAUUCUUAGAGUUGGACUUUCUACAUCAAGACUUUUAUGAAUUUGAAGUGUACAUUUUUACAAUUUGUGUGUUUAAAAUCAAAUUUUUAAAAUAAAUUGUAUUUAGUAGUUUGCCAUUAAUUGACUGAAAAUUAAAAGUAGCGAUGAUACAAG